AUUUCUGGUUGAAAGUAGUGCCGGUUAAUUGCUCUCAAAAUCACCUUGAGGACGCGCGUGCGGCGUUUUGAAGCGCAUCCACUGAGGUAAACGGUUGUAUUCAGAAGGACAUCAGGCAACUCGGAUCUCACCAUGCCGCACUCAAAGACUCAGGACUUGGGCUCUGCCUUCAUCCAGACGCAGCAGCUGAACGCUGCCAUGGCUGACACCUUCCUGGAGCACAUGUGCCUGCUGGACAUCGACUCGGAGCCCACCACUGCCCGCAACACUGGCAUCAUCUGCACUAUUGGGCCAGCCUCCCGGUCUGUGGAAAUGCUGAAAGAAAUGAUCAAGUCAGGCAUGAACAUUGCUCGCAUGAACUUCUCCCACGGGUCGCAUGAGUAUCAUGGUGAGACCAUGAGAAACGUCCGUGAGGCUUGUGAGAGCUUUGAAGCAGGCAGCAUCCACUACCGACCUAUAGCCAUCGCUCUGGAUACCAAAGGCCCGGAGAUCAGAACUGGACUCAUCAAAGGGUGUGGCACUGCAGAGGUGGAGCUGAAGAGAGGUAACCAGAUCAAGGUGACACUGGACGACGCCUACAUGGAUAACUGUGAUGAGAACAUCCUUUGGCUGGACUACAAGAACAUCACUAAGGUGGUGGAGGUGGGCAGCAAGGUCUAUAUCGAUGAUGGACUCAUCUCUCUCCAAGUCAAAGAGAUUGGCUGUGACUACCUAAUUUGUGAGAUUGAGAACGGCGGUACACUGGGUAGCAAGAAGGGAGUCAACCUGCCAGGGGCGGCCGUGGACCUUCCUGCCGUGUCUGAGAAGGACGUGAAGGACCUGCAGUUCGGCGUGGAAAUGGGAGUCGACAUGAUCUUUGCCUCGUUCAUCCGCAAAGCAGCUGAUGUCCACGAGGUCAGGAAGGUGUUGGGUGAGAAGGGCAAGAACAUCAAGAUUAUCAGCAAACUGGAGAACCAUGAAGGAGUCCGUAGGUUUGAUGAGAUAAUGGAGGCCAGUGAUGGCAUCAUGGUCGCCCGUGGUGACCUGGGUAUUGAGAUCCCUACAGAGAAGGUCUUCCUCGCCCAGAAGAUGAUGAUUGGGCGCUGCAAUAGAGCUGGCAAGCCAAUAACUUGUGCCACACAGAUGUUGGAGAGCAUGAUCAAGAAGCCCCGUCCCACACGUGCGGAGGGCAGCGACGUAGCCAAUGCUGUUCUGGAUGGGGCUGACUGCAUCAUGUUGAGUGGAGAGACAGCAAAAGGAGACUACCCUCUCGAAGCAGUGCGCACACAGCAUAUGAUCGCUCGUGAGGCCGAGGCAGCAGUGUUUCACCGGCAGGUGUUCGAGGACCUGCGCCGCUGCACAGCCUACUCUACCGACCCUGCUGAAGCCAUCGCCGUUGGGGCUGUGGAGGCUUCAUUUAAAAUCCUCGCCUCCGCUUUCAUAGUGCUCACUGGUUCCGGCAGGUCUGCUCAUUUGCUUUCCCGAUACCGCCCCCGUGCCCCCAUCAUUGCGGUGACGCGUAACGGGCAGACGGCCCGCCAGGCACACUUGUACCGUGGGAUCUUCCCUGUGUUCUACAACAAACCUGCUCACGAUGUCUGGGCUGAGGAUGUUGACCUCCGAGUCAACUUUGCUAUGGAUGUUGGCAAGGCUCGAGGAUUCUUCAAGACCGGUGACGUCGUUAUCGUGCUUACCGGGUGGCGUCCAGGCUCCGGGUACACCAACACCAUGCGUGUGGUACCAGUGCAGUAGAGAUCCACUCAUUCCAGCAGUUCUGACCUUUCUUCUGCUCUCAUCAUUCAAGUACUUCUAGCAGACUGGCAUUAGCGUUAGCAAGGUUUCCCAGGCUGGGCUUCACCUGUAAGAGGCCAGUUUUGAUAUCUUGUCCAAUCCCAGUCAAGUAUUCUCGCUUAUUUUCUGGCACGUAUCAACCCUUAGUUCUUUUUAAUUCACAAACAGCAGUGUGUCAUUCCUUAUACAAGUCAGACGGCUGUCUGUCCGAGCGCAGUGUAGGUCAGAGCUACUGUACUUAGCAUGCACUCAGUAUUGUUCUAGAACAUUCCCACUGACUGUAGAACCAACAGCGAUGUGCUGAAACAAGAAGGGUACACAAGCAGCUCCAGCUUCUUUACUUUCAACGUGACCAAGUGCAGACGAAUGUAUUCAAGUGUGGUUUUUGUGUCUUCUGUUUUAUUCACCGGUUUUGUUUUUUCUGCACUACACUCCCACAGCUACUGUAGGCAAUGUUACAACCUGUAUUAUACUUGAGAUGUUGGGGAAGCAGCACCUCGUAAUAUAUAUAUAUAUUUUUUUCCUAAUCUGAGUUACUGUUGUCCUGUGUUUUCAAAAAAAAAAAAUGGAGGGGAUUGAAAUGAAGGUUAACAAUUCCAUCAUGCUUCCUCCCGGUUUCUUCUCUCAUGUACGUGUUUCAAGCUUGCAGUGACCGUGGGCAUCGAGUGUCUGUGCAGAUCUCGGAACCACGCGCUUCUGAUUGUAACACUAGGAUUUAAUAUGUAUUGUGUGAUAUCAACUUCACUCUGCUGCACUGUCAGACUGGAUCAACUGAAUAAAAAGAAACACCUGUCAUUA
Molecule: messenger RNA, 2568 nt
Organism: Neoarius graeffei (lesser salmon catfish)
Lineage: Eukaryota; Metazoa; Chordata; Actinopteri; Siluriformes; Ariidae
Gene: pkma
Product: pyruvate kinase M1/2a
Exons: 11
Coding region: 133-1731 (532 amino acids)
Biological process (GO): glycolytic process
Cellular component (GO): cytoplasm
Molecular function (GO): magnesium ion binding; pyruvate kinase activity; potassium ion binding
Source: RefSeq, a predicted model, not a curated record